AUGAAAUCUAUCAAUCUCCUAAAAAGGGGUGAUACAUUUCUUUGUCAAUCCAGAAAUGUCGUCUCUUUUUCACAAAGAAGCAAGGUCCCCUUAACGUCGCAGCUUCUGCCAUUUCUACAAUACAGAACCAGAUCGAAGCAAUUGAGUGGCCUUUCAAACCAUGUACGGUUCAACUCCGUAUUCCAAUCAAACAGUAGAGAUACUUUCUAUCGCAAUUUGAACUCUCGCUUGUCUUUGAUGUUCAAUGGAAAUCGCCACCAUCAGUCUAGAUCCGAUCACGGAGACAACCACUCGUUCAGAUAUGGAGCACUUCUUGGAGCAAUGACGAUCUAUGUUACACAAAACACAUAUUACAAUGACAUUCCAAACUCUCGUAAUAUCCAUAUAUUGAAGCCUGCGAAAGAUGCAGAAACAUUUGAGAGCGGGCUCUACAAACUGUCGAAGCAUGAACAAGAAAGAGUCAAGAAGGAGUAUCGUGAGUAUCAAUUGACUCGUCGGAAUUUUAUAGUGAGAUUUCUUUACCGUCUCAAAUUUGCAUUGGGUGAUUAUCUUGUUGAACCAAUUAUCACAUUCGCUAGGUUCCUUGAGCUCACCGUUCUCUUUCUUCCUCUUCUUCUCUCGGCACCAAUUUGUUGGUUGGGACCCCGCAACAAGAAAUCUAACGACCGUACUAGAGCAGGUGCGUAUCUUUGGUUCCGUUACUUGAGAUGGACUGCAGAGGUCGCUGGUGCUUCCUUCAUCAAGUUGAGUCAAUGGGCAGCUUCAAGAACGGAUAUAUUCCCAAGGCAAAUGUGCGUUGAAUUGGGUCAAUUGCACUCAAGCGCUACUCCACACUCGUUCUCUAAGACCAAGAAAAUCCUUGCUGCCAGUUUUGGAAUGCCUUUCGAAGAAAUCUUCUCUGAAUUCGAUGAAGUACCUGUUGGUGUGGGAGCAAUUGCACAGGUGUAUCUCGCGAAGCUCUCCGAGAAAGCUAUUGAAAAAGCACGUCAAGAGGAGAAUCAAGGUAUACAACUCACUCUCAAGCCUGAAAGCCAAGAACAUGAAGCAUUUUGGGACACAAUGGUCGUAACAGAACAGCUGGGAACACAAAUUCUGUCGCAUCAGGAGGUGGCUAUCAAGGUAUUGCAUCCAAACGUCGAAACUAAGAUUCACCGUGAUUUGCGUGUGAUGAAAUUUUUCGCUAAUCUCAUAGACAUCAUCCCUACUAUGGAAUGGCUCUCUUUGCCUGAUGAAGUUGAGCAAUUCGGUAUAUUGAUGCAACUCCAGCUAGAUCUUCGUAUCGAGGCCCUUAACUUGGCAAAGUUCAGACACAAUUUCAAGAACCGUUUAGAUAUCCAUUUCCCAAAGCCAUUUCUCAACUUCAGUACCAGGGAAGUUCUAGUUGAGGAGUACAUUAGUGCCAUUCCAAUGUCUAAGAUGCUUUCAUUGAACGACAAUUUCGGCAAAAACCUUUCAAAAGAGAUCAGUGACAAAGGUUUGGAUGCAUUUUUGCAAAUGUUGAUCUUGGACAAUUAUGUACAUGCUGAUUUGCAUCCGGGAAACAUGCUCGUGCGUUUCUACAAGAACGAGUUGUACAAACACGAAAAAGAGUAUAAAAUUGUGAAAUCCAGCAACGAAGCUGAAACAAACAGAAUCACCCAGGAGCUUUUGGCUUUAGGUGAUAACAAUGACGCUUGGUGCCACGAACUCAGUACAUUGUAUGAGCAAGGAUACCAUGCUGAGAUUUGUUUCCUAGAUGUUGGCCUCAUCACCGAGCUAAAUCAUGAGGAUCGUGUGAAUUUCAUAGACCUUUUCAAAGCCUUAUCAGAGUUUGAUGGGUACAGAGCUGGAGAACUUAUGGUCGAACGGUCGAGAACUCCAGACAUGGCCAUUAAUAAGGAGAUUUUUGCUCUCAAGGUUGAAAAAUUGGUCGAUAGAGUCAAGGAAAGAACAUUUACACUUGGAAACAUCAGCAUUGGAGAUCUUUUAGACCAAAUGUUGUCGAUGGUGAGAACACACCAUGUUCGCAUGGAAGGAGAUUUCAUCACAGUUGUCGUUGCUAUCCUACUUCUAGAAGGUAUCGGGCGACAACUAGACCCACAACUUGAUUUGUUUGCAAGGUUCGUAUACGCUUUAUUGUUUGGGUUUCCUACAUUUAAUAAUUUGAGUGGCAUUGAGUUGUGA
Molecule: messenger RNA, 2163 nt
Organism: Australozyma saopauloensis
Lineage: Eukaryota; Fungi; Ascomycota; Pichiomycetes; Serinales; Metschnikowiaceae
Exons: 1
Coding region: 1-2163 (720 amino acids)
Cellular component (GO): mitochondrion
Source: RefSeq, a predicted model, not a curated record